AUGCCUUUUGAUCGCAUCAUCAGUGCCAAGAGGAGCUUUACCGGACCGUCCUCGCCUGUCGCGAGCUCAACUAUACCUGAUUCUAGCGACGAAUCGCCUAUCAGAGAGAGUCCAUCAAUGCGCAAAGGUCUAAUGGGCUCGUUGCGAAAGCAAAAGCUGCGGAGCAUCGGCUCUUUACGCAGCUUGCGCUCACCUACCAAGACCAAGCAGUCUGAUAUAUCAGAGUGCCUCAUGGAUAGUAGUCCGCUGACCCCGAAGCACCGCCUCAACUCAUCGCUUUUACUCUACUUCGAGGAGUCUCCCCCAGACAGACCAAUAUUCGAUCUUGACCGCAUGGACCCCCGAACCUCGAGUCUCUAUGUCCACCAUUCCUCGCCGGUACCGGUCCCACCAUCCUAUGAACAGAUCCCGCAAUCGCCUGCGGAUUCAUCGCUCAUACCAGAUGGAACUGUUCCACUAUCACCAGCACCUAUCCAGAAGAUUCUGGACUCAGAAAAGACCAUGAUUCAUUCGCCACCAGCAUACACCCAAGCGUACGAACCAAGUUUGGAAGCGAUGAGAAAACCAGCUUCAACAAAAAGCGCUCUGUCUGACAGUCUUCGGGAAGCUGCAGUCUACUUCAAUGAGCCCCUCGUUCGCUUUCCAAACCCAGGAUCCGACUAUCUGCCUAUCGACGAUUGCUUUUCACUUCCUGCUAAGAGCGAAGACUUAGGUCAGACAUCAGCCCGAGAGGAUCCGUCUGGGGUAGAUCGUAUCGAUAACUCGCCAGUCUACAACAACCCGGAUAAGCCAUCAGAGGAUGCGACCACCAAGGUCUCCAAUGAAACGAAUACAGACAGGACACCAAAGGAGCAUGCACAGCUUAUCCUUGAGAAUGGCUACCAGGCAAGCGUCUACCGUCGAGCAGACGGAGAGUGUCGCAUGAAAAUCAAGCUGCUUGCCUUUUGCAAUGAAGAUGACGACGACGACAGUGGAUGGAACAAUGAAACGCCAAUCAGGUAUGCUGCCGCAGAAGAAGAGAAGCUGGCAUCACAAUUGAGCGCUAUUAUUCGGGAUGCGGGGCUUACCUCUGUGUCUGACAGCGAGCUCAAUGAGGCGUUUGCUACUGGAAAACUUCCAGCAUAUCUGGAUGUUGACCCAAGUUGGCACGUCGCCGAGGAAGUGAAGAUGGGAAAGCGUGAUAGUUCCUGGGGCGAGCAUACUGGGCUCUACGACGGUAGCGGCUAUGGAUCAAGAUCCAGCUCCCGACCUGUGACUGGUGUGACUGAGACGGCCGACGUACCUCGUACACGUAUCCCUGGAGCAUUCGUCGACCACGAAAACGAAGCGCCUAUGAUCAUCCGCAGGCUGUGGGACAAUACCUAUCCGCACAGCCCGGAUACGGACUCGCCUGUGAAGGCUAUCGUGGCUGAUCCCGCAAUCUCCGCAGCGCAAGAGCAGCACAACAACCCCUUGCAAGACUACGAAGCCUUCCAGGGCAUGUUGGAUCUUGGUGGCAGUGCAUAG
Alternaria conjuncta is the source of this 1506-nucleotide messenger RNA. RefSeq lists its product as uncharacterized. The transcript has 3 exons. Bases 1 to 1506 code for a protein of 501 amino acids. NCBI's taxonomy places the organism in Eukaryota, Fungi, Ascomycota, Dothideomycetes, Pleosporales, Pleosporaceae. The record is from RefSeq and is a predicted model, not a curated record.